GCCGACGUCACUGGAAGUUGUGUUGACAGUUAGCGCAGAUAUAGCCUGAUGCUAUUUGGUCUAGCGUCAAGGCAAGUCCCUCACCGACACUGAUGGUUUCCCCCCGUCCGCUAGCCAUCUUACAUUCAUGUAGUGUUUUCCGUCAGUGUGAGACAUGCAGGACAGGUAUAGUGAGACAGGUUUCGCCCAGCAAUUACACGGUUAUAAUUUCGUGCCGAGAAAAAAUGGUACACACCGAGGAAACGACACAUCUCUGGACGACUUCUCAGGUGGGCUAAUGUUUGAUAGCUAUUCGGAUAGAAAGCUCAUAUUAUAUAAAGCGGGGGGCGUACUAUUGUCCAUUAUGUUUCACUGAAACCGAUAUGGGAAGUAAAUAAAACUUCCUAAUGUUAACGUGUCUUCAUAAUCUUCAGAUGAGUACUUGAUUGUUGGUUUAUUAGAGUUAGCAUGGUGCAGGUAUUGUAUAUCAGUGAAGCUAACGUUAGCUAGCUUACUUCCUGUCUUUAUCCAAACCUGUUUCUGUAGCGAUGUGUUACUGAGGUGCAAACCAGAUGAAGCUAAUAUUUAUCGAGAUUUUAACGUAAACUUGGAUUUUUACUACUAUCAUUUACGGCUUCGUUGAGUGGUCGUUGUCAAUAAUGUUGAAUAUGUGCAUUCUUGAUUGUUAAUUGUUUGUUUUCUGAAAAAGGUUAUGAGUUUACCACGUUGUGGUUUAUAAAACUAUCCAAAGCUACACUUCUCUGAGAUUAAAUGACGAUGUAGCUUUGUCAGUGGAAACAUUUCAGAUUAGUGUUUGUGGUUACAUAAGAUCCAGAGUGACACAACAGCACCAACACAUGAAUUUCGUCCACCUGAGCAACCUGAUGCAACCCAACAUCUGCGCCCUAAACUUUACUUCCAGAAAGCCUCUGUAUUUCGAGAUUGUGUGAACAUGAUCAGACAGGUGAUCGUUGCACAAAACCCAAUUCCAUUGAAGUUGGGAAAUUGUGAUAAACAUAAAUCAAAACAGAAUACAAUGAUUUGCAAAUCCUUUUCAUCCUAUAUUCAAUUGAAUAUACAACAAAGAAGACAUUUAAUGUUCAAACUCAUGAACUUUGUUUUUUUCGCAAAUAAUAAUUAACUCAGAAUUUCAUGGCAGCUGCACGUGCCUCAGUAGUUGGGACAGGGGCAUGUGUACCACUGUGUUAUAUCACCUUUCCUUUUAACAACACUCGAUAAACCUUUGGGAACUGAGGAGACUAAUUGUUGAAGCUUUGAAGGUGGAAUUCUUUCCCAUUCUUUCUUGAUGUACAGCUUCAGUUGUUAAACAGUCCGGGGUCUCCGUUGUCGUAUUUUACGCUUCAUAAUGCGCCACACAUUUUCAAUAGGAGACAGGUCUGGACUGCAGGCAGGCCAGUCGAGUACCUGCACUCUUUUACUACAAAGCUACGCUGUUGUAACACGUGCAGAAUGUGGCUUGGCAUUGUCUCGCUGAAAUAUGCAGGGGCGUCCAUGAAAAAGACGUUGCUUGGAUAGCAGCAUACUGUAUGUUGCUCCAAAACCUGUAUGUACCUUUCAGAUUAAUGUUGCCUUCACAGAUGUGUAAGUUACCCAUGCCUUGGGUACUAAUGCACCCCCAUACCAUCACAGAUGCUGGCUUGUGAACUUUGCAACGAUAACAGUCCGGGUGGUUCUCUGUGGCCCGGAGGACACAACGUCCACUAUUUCCAAAAACAAUUUGAAAUGUGGACUCGUCAGACCACAGAACACUUUUCCACUUUGCAUCAGUCCAUCUUAGAUGAGCUCGGGCCCAGAGAAGCCGGCGGCGUUUCUGGAUGUUGUUUCUGGAACAUUCUUAGUACCUGGAGGAGUAAAUUUUGCACUCUAAGAUUCAAUAUUUAGGUCAGAGAAGGGAAGAUAUGUUUAUUACUGUUGGUUAGAGUUAAGGCUGUCCUUUUACAGAGACCAUAACAUAAGUCAAUCAUACAGUUUUUUUUUUCCUAAACAAAUGACACAGUGAGGCUGUGCAUCAUGAAUUGAAGUAUUACAGGUGUCUUUGUACAAAUGCAAAGAUUCAUCACUCCAUAAAGGAAAGCUGGAGAGAGAAACUAGUAUUACACAAUUUAACACUUGAGUGGUCCAACCUAUUUGUGUUUAGUGCCCCAGCACUCUGAAAUGGCAUAUGAAGUGAAGUGUAACUGUAUUUUUUGUGUGUUUGUGCAGAGAUGUGGUAUGGAGUGUUUCUUUGGACGGCAGUGUCUUCUCUGGUCUUCCACCUGCCUGCAGCUCUGCUCUCCCUUGCUACACUGCGACAGCACAAGAUGGCCCGCUUUAUGCCCAUAGCCAUCUUACUAAUGGGUAUUGUGGGACCAGUCUGUGGGGGCAUCCUGACCAGUAAGUCUUGUCCAAGUCAUGUUCAUGUGUGUUUGAAGUCCCCAAAUUCCCUGCUCCAACACACCUGAUUCAAAUGAUCAGCUCGUUAUCAAGCUUUGUAAUGGCUUAAUAACGAGCUGAUCAUUUGGAUCAGGUGUGUUGGAGCAGGGAAACAUCCAAAACAUGCAGGACAGUGGGCCUCGAGGACUGGACUUGAGAACCACUGCUCUAAAUAACACAGUUCAGCGAUGAAAGAUGAAAUACAUUUAUCCAGGAAUAGGUAUCUGUGAGUAGGCUGUCCAAUAUGGAGCUGUAAUGUUGCAGAUGCAUAUAUCUGGGUUAAUGUACCUGCUGAUUGAAAACACCCUCUGUGUCUCUGUCCCCUCCUCUUGUGGAAUUAGUAAUUCCACAUUACAGCUGUGAUGUCCAGCUCAUAAACUACUGUAGUAAUCAUCCAGGUUAUAUAUCCUAUCUGUCCAACUUCUGUUAAAUAAACAGCCUAGUCUGCUUGAUAUGUACUAAAAAUGCCUCUCAGUGUGAUCAUUUACAAGAGUUGAUUACCACUGUCUCAUAUUUCUGCAGAACAAGUAAAGAGCUGCCAAUCCUUUCACACAAUCAGUUUAAGCUCCUGCUAAAUAUGAAUGUGUGUGUUCAUCUUUCCUCAGGUGCAGCCAUAGCAGGAGUGUACAAAGCAGCAGGGAAGAAGAUGAUCUCUCUGGAGGCUCUUGUAUUCGGUGUCGGACAGUCGUUUUGUGUCCUCGUCAUCUCCUUCCUCAGGGUACUCGCCACCCUUUAGCAGCACCGAGGCCAGUCUGCCUGGCCCCAGAUGCUGCCAGUUCAGUCUGUCAGCAGUCGCACCUUCUCCUAAACGGGACGGGAGUUUGUCAUGGUAACAAGACUUGAUUCCUGUCAAACCCCAAGACACAUGGAAACCAGUCAGGUUCCCCUACUUGUGGAUGAGGACCAGAUAAGACUUUUACAGAGUGUAAGCUGUUGUUUCAUGAGCAGCACUAAGCCUUCUGACAUAAUGAUGUCCACUGCAGGACAGCACAAUGCUGCGUUCACAUCACAACACACAAUGUGAGCUGUUUGCUUCAAAACAUGUCCUCAGAUGAGUCCAAAGUGAAGAAAAACACAUCUUAAAUGGUCAUCAUUUAAAUAACUUUCUCUAAUGUGAAGGCAGCAGAAUGCUACGCUCUCUUGUUGCCGGGGUUACGGGUUAGCAGUGGGAUGACACUAACCUUUCUCAGGGGAUCUGUGUGUGUUUAUGUGUGUUUGUUUGUCUCUGUGACUGUUGGUCCGGCUCCAUGCAAUGAGUGCAGAGAUAUAGAGAAAUGGAAGGGGGGGGUUGAUGGUUUUAUGCAAGAUCCUGGCUGUUUCCCUUGGAGGCCUUAAUUUCUAUUUUCUAACUUCCAAAGUGGUUUUUAUCUUCAGGACUGUCUCUUGCUGCUCCUUUUGUUCUUCCUCAAUUUUUAGUUCAAAGGAGUUAAGGUCCAACUGCCUGUGUUUUUUCUUUUCAAUGACAAAUAAGUCUGAAGCACCUGGGAAGGGAAAUGCUUUCCCUUCAAGCUUUAUGAUGACACAGGUAGGCAGGUUUUGUAGAUUUAGGUUCUGAGAAUAUCUUCUGUUUUCGUUCUCAUCUCUCGUAUGUGUCCGAGCAGACCAGAGGAUUGAACAUGGGGCAUCAGUGUGCUAAGAUUACUGAACAAACCCAAAUACGGGAACACCUUUUUUAUGUCUGUGAAUGAUCAUUUGUUUUACAGGUCUGUCAUGUUGUGACAUUUGUAUAUAUAUUCUAAAUUAUUUCCAGGUCUUUGUAGCUUUUUAAUCUUUAAGACCAAACAUGAAUUUCUGGUUUAUUUUUCUGCACAAGAUGUAGAAAAAAAUGUUUGAACUGAAGUGCACUCCCUCAUUGUUGUUAUGGGCUCAGUCUUCACUUGCUGCUUAGGUUUCGGUCGCUUUUGGUGGAUGACAAGUCGUUUAAAUUGGUUUCAGAUGAGCAACAUGGAUGUAAACUUCUAAAAUUGUAUUAUUUUAUGUUGUUGGUAGGAGUCACCAUUUUGUGAUUUUGUUUGUGUUUUGAUUUAAUAUCUGUUUUAACUUUCUUUGGAUAAAAAAAAGCUUCUUAUUUAUUGUAAUCAACAAGAGAUGAAUCUGCCAUCAGCCUCAUGGUUCAGCUCCAUUUACUUUGAAGAUGCCAGUUUUUUCUAUUUUAUCAGACUUUGGAUCAGCUUUCAAGAAAGCCCAGCAUCGGUAAAUAAGCUGCAAACCCUGGGUUCCCACAAGUUUUCAAACUUGAAUACUACAUCUCUGUCUAACAUGAAAUUAGUAUGUAAUUAUAAGGGUGACACAGAACAGCUUUAAAUUGAAUCGAUUAACAGGCAACUUUAUAACGCUGAAAAUGAUUUGCUGUCAAACAGGCAUGCAUGUGUUUGAAGCGCUCAAAUAGAUGAUUUAAGUGUGCAGCAGCUUAAUGAGCAAUACUGGCCUCAGUCGAGUACUUUGGGAAAUGUGGCCAAUCAGAAUCUACCACUGAAAGUUCUCAUUUUUAAUGCCGUCAUUUUCUGACAGCAUUACAGAAAGGACCCCUACACAUAUGGAGGCUUUCUCACACACUACAAUCCAGUUCGUAAUCUGCAGGAUUUAGGAGUUGAUGGUCUACCUAAACAUUUUUUUUUUUUACUAUUGGUGUUCAAGUCUGGUAUCUUUUAUUUAAUCCGAGCCUUUUAUCAAGGCUGUUUUGUUUUUAUUUUUGUGUGUAACCAACGGUGGACCAGCAACUCCUGUUUUCUGCUGGGUAGAAUAACAGCUCAUAAUCAGCCACCACCAGAAGCAAUUACUGGAGAAAUCUUAGAACUAAAAGAAAUACCCCCCCAAAAGUCAUCUGGGCCCUGGUUUUCCAGUGUCUUAGAAUAUUCUAAUCCACAAUCUGGUGUCAGAAACUUUUCUUGGGGGUUUAUUUUCAUUUUGGUGCUGAUAGUUUUCCACAACACAUUUAAAGUGGAAAUAUCUUUUUCUUCGUCUGACAUUGUAAUCAGGCUCUAACAUGACCAGAUAUGCCUGCAACCCUGAAUGCAUUGAAAUUUCUUUUUCAGCCUCUGAGCUGCAGCUUCAUUUUCAUUUUUUGCUGUCAUUCAAAGGAGUUUCCUGGGAGCUGGUGGUCUAGUUUAAGUGUUAAAUGUGUUCAGAUUUGCAGCACACACACUCUGAACUCACUGGUUUUCCUCUAAACCUGCAAAGAAUUUCUCUAACCCUCCAAACCAAAGAUGGCUUAAAUUCUUCCCACCCUGUACUUCACAAGCUUCACUUCAGUUUUAUGACAUCUAUAGCAAUUUUCUCACAAGUGUUUGUAAAUAUGCAACAAAUCUGAUCGAAGCUUGAAUGUUGAGAUUAAGGCUUAAGUGAAGACAUGGGAAUAAAAAAUGUAAUACAAUGAGGGGAGGUCAUGUUCAGAGACUCCUGAGCUGACUUCACACAGAUGGUAAAACAGUCUAUAAGAGUUCAGCACCCACCAGGUGUAGAGACUUGUGAGCAGGAUUUUGAAGCCCUAGAUGUAAUCCCUCACCAAACCACUACAGUUAAUCAACAUUAGAGCUUUCUGGAUUGAUCAGUUAGUUGUUUUGGCUUUCAAAUGAUUAUAAAUAUUGAUUAUUUGGAAGACCUCCACAGAUAAAUUAUCUGAUACAGAUGAUCAAAAUGGUUCUCACUAAAUUUAAAGCUUGCCAACUAAUUGCUUAAUCAUUGCAGCUUUAAUUUUGGUAAACAUCCAAGUUUUGUCUUGUGUAAAAGUUCAGUGUGUGGCAUUGCACUGUGCAUACAUGUUUCGAGGUGUAGUUGUAUAUGCAGACAUAAAUGAAAGUAUACACACUGUAUAUGUUCCCACUUGAUGAUGCGGUGGAAACCGCGGCAUCUUUAAAUGCAGUCUGGCUGAUCCAGAAACAAAUGAGCCUUGUUUGGAUGACUUGUUGUGGAGCCCUCAGCCUUGCUUUUAUGCUGUACAAUUUUGGAGAAUGUUUAUUUUUUUAUGGUUGUGUAAUUAAGCUCUGUGUGUGUGCUUUCUGGUUCUGUUACAGCAGCACCUCCUGAUAACUUGUGUUUUUGUACUUGUGUUCGGUUUUCGACUUAGUCCAGUCUUCUCUUGCUGGUCUCUUGAUUUUAAGAUAUUGGCCACCUUUACUCAUUCAAAAACACGCAAACUAAAAGACUAGAUUUCUUUCAGAGUUAUUUUCUUUGUUUUUGUGAUGGCAGUUUAUCACCCUGGUCCUGGUUAAAAAAUGAAUCGGUAAUUCCACAUUACAGCUUUGUAAGACAGGAGAGGGUCAGAGUUUAUUUGCUCAAUUUGAAUCAUUAACGACACUGUUCAACACACAGACUGCUCUGUUUCAGGACAAAUCCCUCAUUUUUAUUACAUAUUUGGAGCUGUUGAGUGGAUGAGGAUAAAUUGCAGUUUAGUUCUGCUGUUCUGAAAAAAGUCUAGGUUAAAGGAAGUAAACAGCCCCUCCUGUCUCCACGCCUGCUAUUCACAGCUCCAUCCAGUUUAGUUAGAGUGAGGUUUUUAGACUGGAGUUAAUUUCAUUGUUAAGUGUUGUUUCAUGUUUUCUCUGGUGGACUGUCACACAAGCAGGCAAAGUAAAUGUAAAAACCAACAUAAAUUUGAAAGUGGUCAGAUUAUCUGCUGUAACAGAACCAUUUGUUUCCACAUGGUUUGGUCCAACAAUCUUGGACUAAUAUUGUUUAUUUUCAUGGUUAAAAAGAUUUUAAACGUUGAUUUUAACAGAGUAAAUUAAGUGCCAAUGGUUAAUAUUUUCAUGAAAUAAAAUUGUUUCAACUACA
Xyrichtys novacula (pearly razorfish) is the source of this 7185-nucleotide messenger RNA. Lineage: Eukaryota; Metazoa; Chordata; Actinopteri; Labriformes; Labridae. The record is from the annotation of a GenBank genome assembly.